UCCAAGCCCCUUUGCCGCGGUGGAGGCGGUAUUUAUCCCCGUGGGGAGCGGGCUUUCCCCCCGGGGCCGCGGCGGAGCAGGCUGGGGGCGCGAUGUGCGGGGCCGGGCGGGAGCCCCCGCCCCGGAGCCUCCCCUGCUCCGCCGGCGGGAGGGACCGUGCCGACCGCCGAGCCGCACCGCGCGGGCUCCCAGCCGACCCGGAGGAGCCAUGAACAGCUCGGCAACGGGCUCGGAGGGGGGCUGGCAGCCCGAGUCGGUGAUCAUCCCACUGCUGUACCUCGUCAUCUUCCUCGUGGGCACAGUGGGCAACUGCCUGGUCCUGGCUGUGCUGCUGCGCAACGGGCAGGUGAAGAACACCACCAACCUCUUCAUCCUCAACCUGGGGGUGGCCGACCUCUGCUUCAUCCUCUUCUGUGUCCCCUUCCAAGCCACCAUCUACACCCUGGAGGGCUGGGUGUUCGGGGCCUUCAUGUGCAAGGCUGUCCACUUCUUCAUCUACCUCACCAUGUACGCCAGCAGCUUCACCCUGGCCACCGUCUCCCUCGACAGGUAUUUGGCCAUACGCUACCCCCUGCACUCCAGGGAGCUGAGGACGCCCAGAAAUGCCCUCACAGCCAUCUGCUUCAUCUGGGGGCUUUCUGUCAUCUUCUCAGGCCCUUACUUGAGCUACUACCAAGAGUUCCAGUUGGCCAACCUGACCGUCUGCCACCCCAUCUGGGAGAUCUCCCAGCGCAAGGUCAUGGACAUAUGCACCUUCGUCUUCAGCUACAUCAUCCCAGUGCUGAUCCUGAGCCUCACUUACGUGCGGACUAUUCAUUACCUGUGGAGGUCCGUGGACCCUCUCCAAGACAUGUCAGAGUCCAAAAAGUCCAAGCGGAAGGUCACCAGGAUGAUCAUCAUUGUAGCCGUCCUGUUCUGCCUCUGUUGGCUGCCCCAUCACCUGGUCAUCCUCUGCGUCUGGUUUGGAUACUUCCCCCUCAAUCAUGCUACAUACGUGCUCCGCAUCCUCUCUCAUCUCAUCUCCUACGCCAACUCCUGCGUGAACCCCAUUGUCUAUGCCCUGGUCUCCAAACACUUCCGCAAGGGCUUCAAGCAGAUCUUCAUCUGCCUCUUGCGCAAGAAGGCAGCCAACAAGGUGCACGUGGCCCAAGUGACAAACACCGUCAGCACGCUGGAGGCAGAGCUCAGCGAGGUGACCCACGGCAGCGAAGCCCUACGCAGCCGCUCGUCCCUGCACUGCAAGGUCCCAGAACCGGUGGGACAUCAGCAGAAAGCAGAUGGUUCCUUCAUCACCUUCAGUGUCACCUAGCAGAGCUCCUUCCCACCUUUGCAGCCUCCUGCAGCAUCGCAGGGCUGGGGAUGGGCUACGUUUUGGGUUAAAAUACUUGAAAUAGUACCCUUUUUCAUUCAAAUGCACCCAGAUAUCAUAACUGCUAAAGAAAUGCUGUUGUCUGUGGACGCAGCCAAGCGACCAACCGAGGAUCCAAGGGCAGGAUUUGCUUCCACUGAGCUGGGAGUGGAGAGAUCAAACCCCAAAUCAGCUCUCGGUUGUAAUCGACUUACACCCUGUUGCAUCUACACCUGGAGCCUACUGAAAGCUUUGGUCCCUCCAACCAACACAGCAUCUGGCUGGAGUUCACAGGGUGCACUUUUAGGGAUAUUCGGGAAGUUUUGGUUUGUUCGUGUCCCAGUUCAGGAGCUGCGUCCCAGGGCAGCGCCGGCCACAGCCACACAGGCACAAAUCCAGCUCAGGUAGGAAAAUGCAGGAGAGAAAUGUGGAAAUCCAGAGAUAAACCUUCCUGGUGCAGUCAGUGCUGGUUGGGCUUUAACCUCUCCCUGGGGCUUAUGGAUUGGGGGGAAGUUUCCCCAAGAUAGAGCGUGGCUGGAAACAGCACCCAGAGCUGCGACAAGUGCCAUGGCCUGAGUAUGAAAUUGCUGAGGGCACAGGGCACUGCUGACUGUGGCUCAUCCCCAACAUUUCAGUGCAUGCCAGGCUCUGCAGAGCACCUAGGGGUCACCAAGGACUGGCACUGCUUGCCAGGGGAGCAAAGCUGUGGUCCCAUGGGAAAGGACAGGGCCUUUUAAUGCUUUUGGACAGCUUGGGCACAGCUCAGCACCUCAGCCCAGGCACGGUGCUUGCAGGGAAGAGCAAAGACAAGCACCAGCACUGCUUUCCCACAGUAUGAGGGUGGACAGCCGGGGCUGUGUGAGUGCCAAGGGACCCCGGUCAGCCGGGAAGCCACAAUAAACCCUCUAUUCCAUA
Columba livia (rock pigeon) is the source of this 2263-nucleotide messenger RNA. It is a transcript of the gene GALR2, whose product is annotated as galanin receptor 2. The coding region runs from base 209 to 1309 and encodes 366 amino acids. Lineage: Eukaryota; Metazoa; Chordata; Aves; Columbiformes; Columbidae. Gene Ontology annotation, molecular function: G protein-coupled receptor activity. Gene Ontology annotation, biological process: G protein-coupled receptor signaling pathway. The transcript has 3 exons. The record is from RefSeq and is a predicted model, not a curated record. Gene Ontology annotation, cellular component: plasma membrane.